Messenger RNA from Mytilinidion resinicola, 873 nucleotides. RefSeq lists its product as uncharacterized. The coding region runs from base 1 to 873 and encodes 290 amino acids. The record is from RefSeq and is a predicted model, not a curated record. The transcript has 2 exons. Lineage: Eukaryota; Fungi; Ascomycota; Dothideomycetes; Mytilinidiales; Mytilinidiaceae.
AUGGCUGCGGGGAAGAUUGCAGGCAUCGUCGCAACCUUCACAUCAAAUGUCCAGGAUGCACCUCAACUUGCGCAUGCGGUGCUCUGUGAUAUCAACGACUUUCAAACUGCAUUAGACGCUCUACAUCACUUCCUUCUCCAUAAAUCGGAUCUGGAAGCGUCGCAAUCUCAAUCUCAACUCAACUUUCAAGUCGAGAAACUACUGUCAAACAACGAGGAACUUUGCAAACGACUCCGUAACCUAGAGGAUACUUUUGAUGCUCGGAAUACCCUGACAAGGCGACUUGAAGAUGCCAGCAUAUACGAGGAUAAUGAGGAAGCUGACUCUCAGACUAUCACCACCAGGAGACCUAUGACCGAACGAUUGGGCGGGCCCGUCAUGCAAACAGACAUUAUUCGAUUUGCUUUUGAGAGCGAUCUCGAGACCUCGAGGGUAUACCGAAACGCGCAGAGCUCGCAUUGCGAUGCAUCUUUCGCUAGCUCAGUCGCCCGAACGAAUGCGUGGUCCAUUUUCUCCGGACUUAGCCUUGCUGAUGUCUCUGUAAUAUCAGUCAUAGCGCUCCCCGUGUAUUCUGUCGACAUCGAAAAUAGGCAAUGGUAUACCUUUGGAGACGUAGACAAAGUGUCCGAUAGCCUCGCACCUGUGGCCGUCACAAUGCCUUUAGAAAAGCUCCUACAAGCCGCCGCCACCAGCGACAAGGAAAAAUCUGAGGUUGAUUUAGAUCAACGACCCCUUGAAGAACGAAAAAACACUGUCAGCCACGAAAGCGUACUCAUUCAUGAAAACGAUCUAUAUCCAUGUAGCAGUUGCGGGGAUGUAUGUAUCACCCAAUGCGGCGAAAGCCCGCGCAAAAACCCGUCGAACCUUAACUAG